GACAGCAGCACAGAGACAGCAGCACAGAUCUACUGACAGCAGCAUGAAGCAGCUCCUGGGCCCAGCCUUGCUCUCUGUGUUUGCCUUGUUCCUUGGGGCUGUCCAUGGGACCUAUUAUAGGAUGUAUGGAUACCCACCUGCUAGAAGUUAUAAUAUGCGACCAAUAGUCUAUGGUAGCACAGUGCUGCCCCUCUCCAGGCCAAUGUUGUUAAACAGCCCUCCAUAUACAGCCAACGUCAGAUACAAACCUGAGCCCAAGACUCUCCAGGUGACACAGCCCACAGAACGUGCUUGCAAGAGUCGUCCCAUGGACUUGGUGUUCAUCAUAGACAGUUCCCGUAGUGUGCGUCCCCAGGAAUUUGAGAAAGUCAAGAUAUUCCUCUCAGACAUGAUUGAGACCUUAGAUACUGGUGAAUAUGCGACACGGGUAGCCGUGGUAAAUUACGCCAGCACUGUCAAAACUGAAUUCUAUCUCAAGACCUACUUCAAUAAAGCAGAGAUGAAGAAGGCAGUUUCCAUGAUCUCCCCUCUGUCCACCGGCACUAUGACAGGGCUAGCCAUUCAGACUGCCAUCAAGGAGGUGUUUACCGAGGAGGCAGGAUCAAGAAGGGCAGCGCUCAGGAUUCCAAAGGUGGCAAUCAUUGUUACUGAUGGAAGACCUCAGGACAGGGUACAAGACGUUGCUGCAAGAGCACGUGCCAUGAAUAUUGAGAUGUAUGCUGUCGGAGUUGACAGGGCAGACAUGAAGUCUCUAAAGCUGAUGGCCAGCGAGCCUCUGGAUGACCAUGUCUUCUACGUGGAGACUUAUGGUGUCAUUGAGAAGCUUACCCUAAAGUUCAGGGAGAGUCUAUGUGGUGUUGAUGUAUGUUCAAUGGGCAGACAUGACUGUGAGCACAUCUGUGUCAGCACUAGGGAUUCCUACUUCUGCAAAUGCCGGGAUGGGUACACCCUGAAUCCAGACAAGAAAACCUGCUCACGUAUUGACAUAUGUGCGUUGGGAAGACACGGCUGUGAGCACAUUUGUGUAUCAUCUGAUGGAUCCUACACCUGCAAGUGUCGUAAUGGAUACACACUGAACCCAGACAAGAAGACAUGUUCACAGGAAGUUCGAAGAGUUGUUCAAGUAGAGGAUCCCUGCAAGUGUGAAGCCCUUGUUGCCUUUCAGAGGAAAGUCAAUACACACAUUGAGUCCCUGACUUCAAGGCAUAUCCUUUUGUUCUUGUUUCUGAAACGCAUGAUAACGUCUGCGGAGCUGCCACCUGAGGCAAGGUGCUCACCUUGCCUCAUGGCUGAAACGCCCCUGGCUCUAAGAAUACAUGAGGGUGCUCUAAAAAUACACGAGGUUGCUCUAAGAAUACAUGAGGGUGCUCUUGAAUACAUGACGGUGCACUAA
This is a messenger RNA of Xenopus laevis (African clawed frog), 1393 nucleotides long. It is a transcript of the gene matn3.L, whose product is annotated as matrilin 3 L homeolog. NCBI's taxonomy places the organism in Eukaryota, Metazoa, Chordata, Amphibia, Anura, Pipidae. Gene Ontology annotation, cellular component: non-collagenous component of basement membrane; extracellular region; matrilin complex. Bases 44 to 1393 code for a protein of 449 amino acids. The transcript is spliced from 6 exons. The record is from RefSeq and is a predicted model, not a curated record. Gene Ontology annotation, molecular function: calcium ion binding.